Molecule: messenger RNA, 972 nt
Organism: Schistocerca nitens (vagrant locust)
Lineage: Eukaryota; Metazoa; Arthropoda; Insecta; Orthoptera; Acrididae
Exons: 3
Coding region: 1-972 (323 amino acids)
Biological process (GO): regulation of transcription by RNA polymerase II
Cellular component (GO): nucleus
Source: RefSeq, a predicted model, not a curated record
AUGACUACCAUCACAAAAGAUGUUAUGUUGAAGAAACUUGCUGAUUGGACCUGCAUUCUGAUAAAUAAAGUGGGAGUAAGGAGUGGCAGUUCCAGUUGGGAAAAAUUUAAGGUGGUUGUUGAAAGAGAUGCACAUCUUCCAGUUGGUUACGUUCAGUGCCAAAAUGGAAAUUGUGGAGCAUUGCUUGCUUACAAAGGAAGCACAACUGGAAUGAACAGACAUAAAUGUAAGGAUAACCGACACUUUUCAAGCGUUGCAGCUGCCAGUGUUGAUAAAAUAUCUAUUAGGGAGAAAUGUGUUUUAAUGUGUGCAACAGACCUCCGACCAUUUAAUAUGGAGCAAAUCAGCGCCCAAGACGUCCUACCUUCCCCAAGGACUGUAGCACGACGUAUUAAGGAAUUGGCUGAUCAAGUCAGUAGUGAACGUAUUCCAGUAUUGAAAGACGCAAUUGGUAAAAACCCGUGUUCAAUGACGUGCGAUCCGUGGACAGACAGUUAUCGUAAGACCUAUUACCUGACUGUCACAUCCAUCUAUAUUGAUGAGUCGACGGACAAAUGGAAAAUAAAAAACAGUGUACUCUUAACUAAGAGGUUUCUUGAAGUUGCCAAGACUGGUGAACAUAUCAUUACGGAAAUACAUGAACAAAUGGCAGAGUUGCAGAUAACGUCCUCGGAACUAAGACAGGUUACUUUCGAUACAGAUCAGGGAGCUAACAUCAAGAAAGGACUAGAAGCGCACAAACGACUCCCAUGUGUGAUGCACUGUAUUAAUACAGCACUGAGGCACACAUUCAAUGAAGGUUUCUUAGUGGAUGAGAUUCCUGCAGCGUAUGACUCCAUCCUGACUAUACGUAAACUAGUAGGCUUUAUGAAGCGAUCUGGCUUAGUCGCGAGAUUAGAUAAAACCUUACACCAUGAUGUAGAAACCAGGUGGAACAGUGUGUACAUGAUGUUAGACUCAUUCCAUUCAUAG